Molecule: messenger RNA, 2280 nt
Organism: Thyridium curvatum
Lineage: Eukaryota; Fungi; Ascomycota; Sordariomycetes; Thyridiales; Thyridiaceae
Exons: 2
Coding region: 1-2280 (759 amino acids)
Biological process (GO): regulation of DNA-templated transcription
Molecular function (GO): sequence-specific DNA binding; DNA-binding transcription factor activity
Source: RefSeq, a predicted model, not a curated record
AUGUCAGCCCCAAACCCCAGGAAACGGCCCGCGCCAGGAGCCGCGCCAGCGAUGGCCAUGCCUCAAACCCAGCAACCAUUUGUUAUAUCCCCUCAAGACCCAUUGCUGGGCUGGAACGCAGCACUUCCGGAUGGCAGUGGCACCUACAUCGACCCCGCCGCGAAUGUCAGCCAGUAUAUGUUGAACGCACAACCACAGUAUGCCCAAGGAUUCCAGCAGAAUCCAGCACCAACCCAGAUGUCGACAUCUACCGCGAUCGCGCGCAGGGCCCCGAAUCGAGCUCUCGUGCCCACCAGGCCUUCUUUGCCUCCCUAUGAUGGCUCUUCUAAUGCCUGGACGUUUCACACUGACGCGGACGGCGAAACCCCCUCAACCUCGAACGAGGCCGUCGAUGACAGUGACAACAUCGAGGCUUUGGAAGCAAAGGCACGGCAGGUGAAGCAAGAGGCACAGAAAUCUCGAAAAUCUAUCCCUCCCUUCGUGCAGAAACUAAGCAGUUACCUCGAGGAGCAGAAGAAUACUGAUCUGAUUCGGUGGUCCGACAAGGGCGACUCUUUCAUCGUCCUCGAUGAGGAUGAGUUUGCCAGGACCCUUAUCCCGGAACUUUUCAAGCACAACAACUACGCCUCAUUCGUGAGACAGCUCAAUAUGUACGGCUUUCAUAAGCGGGUUGGUCUUUCCGAUAAUUCCAUGAAGGCCAGCGAGCGAAAGAACAAGAGCCCGAGCGAAUAUGUCAACCCCUACUUUAGGCGGGGCCAUCCGAAUCUCCUCUGGUUGAUCAACAAGCCAAAGUCUAGUAAGAGAGGGAACCAAAGCGCCAAGAAGGAGGAGCCCCGGGAUGGCGACAGCGAAGACGAGGCAGUUGUCGAUGAGGCCGUUCCGCAGACAUACCCGCCAGCGCAGACGCCGGGACCCAGAAGCCUCCCUCCCGCAUCCGAUUUCGUUCAGUUGCACAGAGCGGACCUGGAGCGCAUCGGCAAGCAUAUUGCAUCUCUGCAAGAACAGCAGAAGACAAUGUCGGGCAUCAUUUCCAAGUUGCGCAACGAUCAUAAUGCGCUCUACCAACAGGCUGUUGCCUUCCAGACAAUGCAUGAGCGUCACGAGAACUCUAUCAACGCGAUCCUGAACUUUCUAGCAAAUGUCUUUAGGAAGUCACUAGAAGACCAGGGCGCCCAGAAUGGUGUCCAGGACCUCCUCGCCUCCAUCAUCCCCAACGCUCAAAUCCCCAAAGGCAGCGUUGUUGAUCUCGGCGACUUUAGUGAAGCGUUCCAGCAUCAGCCAUCGCCUGCGCCUAACCCGACAGCUACCCCGAGGAGGCAGCAGCGGCUCCUGCCACCUAUCCCACAGCAGGGUCGCGCCGGCAGCAACCCACCUUCAGUGCCUGGGACGACCAACCCUCAAGCUGCACCGUAUCGGACCGGCACAGUUGGGCCUACGGGCACUGUUACAGAGCUCUACGACACCCCUUCCGAAGCCCCGACGCCGGACUAUCUGAGACACGAACUCCAAUCCAACCCCCAAGAGAGCAUGAUGAAGAUCAUCAACGGAACCAAUGCAGGAUCCGCUGCAACUGCAUUCGAUCUCCCGGAAAUGGCAGCGAACACACCUGUGAACCUGACCAAUGAACAGCGAAACAAGCUGGUUGGUGUCAUGUCAGGUCAUUCGGCAGCUCCUACCCCUGCUCCUUCAGGCCAGCAGGCCCCGGUCGCGGCUCCCAUGGCAAACCACGCUCCAGCCGCUGCGUCCAACCCGGCACCAAGCACAUCUCCUAUCAACAGCCUCUCGCCGUUCCUCAAGUCGUCUAUUCCGCCGCCCUUUCCAGAGCUUCAGAAGGACUCAGAAGAGGUCGAGCAGCUACGACGUCUGUCGGCGGACCAGUCGCACAAGAUAGAGGACUUGUCGCACCUUCUUGUCUCCUACAGUCCUUCUGGCCACAUCCCUGGGCUCGAUUACGAGGGCUCGCAGGGACCGGGCUACUUUGACAUUGACCAGUUCAUCACGAAUGAUGCGUACGACAACGACGCAGCCUUCAACGGCGGCGACUUUUCCGGUGCAGACGCACAUGGCCAUCAUGCACUGGGUCCAGACGGCACCGAUUUUAAUUUCAGCCUUGACCCCGGUUACAGCAAUGCAAACUCGGUAGGGAACCUGCCUGUUCCAGGAACCACUGAGCCUCACAGCUCUGCCAACACUCCGAGCCCGGCGGGGACCGAAGAGAUCCCACGCCAUGAUCUGGACCAGUCGCCCGUCUCCAACUCGAAGCGGCGCCGCGUCUCGUAG